CUUCCUCUUCCUUGACCCAAUCACCCAAAUCCCGGCAUCCAAACGGUAGAGCGCCGGGGGCCGGAAGUGUGCGCUUCGGCGGCGGGUCCCCAGAGCAUCGACGCCGGAAGUAGCGACUGCUAGAGAAGGAUUCCGCUGGCUUCGCUAUGGCGGCCAUCCCGCCAGACUCCUGGCAGCCGCCCAACGUAUACUUGGAGACCAGCAUGGGGAUCAUUGUACUGGAGCUGUACUGGAAGCAUGCGCCAAAGACCUGUAAGAACUUUGCUGAGUUGGCUCGUCGAGGUUACUACAAUGGCACCAAAUUCCACAGAAUCAUCAAAGACUUCAUGAUCCAGGGAGGUGACCCAACAGGGACAGGUCGAGGUGGUGCAUCUAUCUAUGGCAAGCAGUUUGAAGAUGAACUUCAUCCAGACUUGAAAUUCACGGGGGCUGGAAUUCUCGCAAUGGCCAAUGCAGGGCCAGACACCAAUGGCAGCCAGUUCUUUGUGACCCUAGCUCCCACCCAGUGGCUUGACGGCAAACACACCAUUUUUGGCCGUGUGUGCCAGGGUAUAGGAAUGGUGAAUCGAGUAGGAAUGGUGGAAACAAACUCCCAGGACCGCCCCGUGGAUGAUGUGAAGAUCAUUAAGGCAUACCCUUCUGGGUAGACUUGCUGUUCCCUUGGGCACACACAGGUCUUCUGAGAUGGCCCCAGCGAACCAGCUUCCAGAUGACCCAGAAUGACACAGGACUCUAAACUUUAUUUUGGCCUUGUAAACUGCGGCGCUAAGGAGGCCUGGGGUCUUGGGUGAGUUAGAGGUGGAAGUGUAUUUUAAUAAGAUGCUGCUGGUCUCUUCCUCCGGUGCCUAGAUUGACAGAGCAUUUGCAGAAAUGUCCAUACAUGAUCGUUCGCAGGUUACUGCUCCCUGCAAAUGACCCAUACUGCUCCGACACACUUGGAACAAAAUGAAGUCAAUGCCGUCAUUUUGCAAUGCGUUUCCAAACUUCUUCCUGCAGGGAUUUACAUUCUGGGCUAUGCUGCAGUCUGGUGGCUGACAGCCACAGAAUUCAGAAUCAAGUAGUGUCUAUCAGCCUUCUUAACUCUGCAUACCUUAUUUCAGUCUCCUGCAUUUGUUCUUCCAGGGAAUGUAUGCAUCUCGCUAUAUAUUUUCCCUCUCAAAAACAAGAACAUCAACACUGCUGUUUCUGACACUUAGACAUCCCACACAAAACCACAUUGAAUUUUUGCCAAAUGAAAAAUGCAUCCAAUAAUCAAGUUUCUAAGAAGGUGUCAAGUGGGGAAUGAUAAUGUGUAAUAAUAGAGAAAUGAAUUUAUUAAAAGGAAGCAGAAACAUUGACCAUUUUUUCCCCAGGAAGGAGUAGAAAUCUAUAGUGAGCAUAAGAACAGACUGAAUUCUCCUUAAAAAGCAGUAUUCUCACAAAGGAUAGCCAUCACUUAAGUUUUUUUAACCUAAGACUUUAGAGAAACUAGAAAAGAGAUUUUAUACGUUAUUUUUUUUAAAUCUUUCUGAUUUGGGGCUAGAGGGUGGGCGAGAGAAAGGAAGUUAAUACCUAUGUAAUACAUAGAAACUUCCAAAAAUAAAAUGCCAUUGAUGGUUAAAACUGC
Messenger RNA from Equus quagga, 1606 nucleotides. It is a transcript of the gene PPIL1, whose product is annotated as peptidylprolyl isomerase like 1. Gene Ontology annotation, molecular function: peptidyl-prolyl cis-trans isomerase activity. Lineage: Eukaryota; Metazoa; Chordata; Mammalia; Perissodactyla; Equidae. Gene Ontology annotation, cellular component: catalytic step 2 spliceosome. The record is from RefSeq and is a predicted model, not a curated record. The coding region runs from base 147 to 647 and encodes 166 amino acids. The transcript is spliced from 4 exons. Gene Ontology annotation, biological process: protein peptidyl-prolyl isomerization; protein folding.